UCUCCGCGAAAAACCCUAGCCCACCAAAAACCUUCUAGAACCUUUUCUCCCAUGGCGCUCCUCCGAGCUCUCCGGCGAGCCCUCCCGCCGCUAUCCUCCGCGGCGGCGGGGGUUCUCCUCCGGGGCGCGACGCGUCAUGCUGCUCCUCUCCCCCUUCGUCCCCCGCCUCUUCUUCGGCUGCUGGAUCCGAUCGGGCUCCGCCCAUUCUCCGCCGCCGCCGCCACCGCGUCGCAGGCGCCGUCCAUGGGGGCCGGCCUCUUCAGCGGGCUCAUGGACACCCGGUUCCCGAAGCGGCGGCCCGGGUUCAAGUCCCGGCGGAAGAGGGCCAGCCUCCGCCCCAAAGGUCCGUACUACUGGGUGAAGUGCAAGCCUGGGGAGCCUAUCCCGGCGAACCAGCCGAAUGAAGGCAGUGUGCAGGGAAGGAAGGAAAAGAAGAGGAUCAAGCAGCGCAAGGCCUUUAUCAUGGCUGAAAAAAAGAAGCGCAAAGCACAAUAUUCUGCUGCUGUUAAGAGAAAGGAAGCAGAAAGGACAGAAAGGAAGAUGGCUGCAGUGGCCAGAGAGCGGGCAUGGACUGAAAGGUUGGCUGAUCUUAAACGGAUUGAAGAAGAGAUGAAACCUGCGACGGCUUAAGUAGCUCCCUCGAAAAUGGCAAGAAAUCUAACCCGCUUCUUCUGCUGCGUUUUGUCCCUGUUAUUUUGGAUGACAUAUAUGUUCUGUGCUAUUCAUGGAUGUAAAAAUCCUUUGAUGGGACAUUAGUUGUACCGCUUCUAUCAACAGUAUUCUCAAAUUUUUGUUCCCUGUAUUGGAGUAUCUGUUCUAUGUUGUAUCUAAAAUAAAAGAUGUGAUUUUCGUUUUGUGCCAGAGGCCAGGAAUGGCCAACAUGGCAACAUCUGCAACCUACAA
Messenger RNA from Oryza sativa Japonica Group (Japanese rice), 903 nucleotides. RefSeq lists its product as uncharacterized. Lineage: Eukaryota; Viridiplantae; Streptophyta; Magnoliopsida; Poales; Poaceae. Gene Ontology annotation, cellular component: mitochondrion. The record is from RefSeq and is a predicted model, not a curated record.